Molecule: messenger RNA, 3710 nt
Organism: Gadus macrocephalus (Pacific cod)
Lineage: Eukaryota; Metazoa; Chordata; Actinopteri; Gadiformes; Gadidae
Gene: iqce
Product: IQ motif containing E
Exons: 19
Coding region: 332-2419 (695 amino acids)
Molecular function (GO): protein binding
Source: RefSeq, a predicted model, not a curated record
ACUAGGCAGCUGUGGGUUUUCCUACAAUGUAUCUGCCUGGUUGCUAGACGACUCCACACUGAAACGAUGGUAGGAAAACAGUAAACACAAUAGCUAGGUGUCAUUUUUCUUCAAUUCAAACUAUGCGUCGGACGACUUUAUUAUUGACGAAGUGUGUUGCUAUGGAAGCGUUGUUCUCGUUAAGGGAAUUCUAUCAGUAGAAUGACAUUCAUGAGGAUUUCACACUGCCGACAGUGGGAAACUGAAGUGUGAUUUACAACACCAUGAGUGUACCACACAAGGAAAGAAAAGUUGUCCGAGGAACACAGAGUGGACUACAGCCUGCGCUAUAAUGUCCUGUACAAAGAGUACCAAGCUGUCCCUGUCCCUGGAAGCCAGUGAUGUUCAGACGGACGAGGACUUCGAGGAACUGACCCAGAGAACAACGACGAGGAAGAGAAUGUCCAGCAAACCCCCUUCUUCGCCAAGGUCCCCGUACCUCAGCAGUCUGAAGGUUGGCUCCAAGCGCGUGGCCGUGUCGGCAUGGCGACUGCCCAGGGCCUCCCUGGGGGAUGCGAGUGUUGCGUCGGUGGACACCCUGGGCGCCGCCGCCUCCCCAUGCCUCACCUCCCUCAGCAACGGACACCACGGUCUGUCUCAGUCGAUGAGGUCAGAGUAUGAUGUCACAGCCCAGAUCCUCAACCUGACGUCCAGGAAGCACAAACAGUUGCGCUCUACAUCCAAUGGUCGAGUCGACUACGGAGAUAAGGAGGAGAUGUACGAUGAAAACAUCCGCCUUAAAAAGAGUCUGGUGGACCAGAGGACUGACAACCAACAGAUGAAGGCCAAGCUGCGCCGCCUGGAGGAGGAUACAGCCAGAAGAGAGAAGCAAAUUGAGGAGCUCUUGGAUCCCACUAAAGGUCCUGAAUAUACUCGUAGUUUUGUGGAUAAGAACAAGGAAGGUGGUGUGGUCAUUAAGGGACUGAAGCAGAGGAUUCUGAAACUGGAACAGCAGUGUAGGGAGAAGGAGAACGCCUUAAGUAAACUGCAAAGCGAGCUGAGGACCACCAACUUAGAGGAGUUAAAGAUCACUGUGGAAACAUACUUUGAGGAGAUCAAGAGGUUGACAAUUCUUCUCAACGCUGCAGAGAAAAGCAGUCGGGCAGAGACGAAGGGCUCCCAGAGGCACCAGAAGUCCCUGGGGGCCACGGUCCUGCGUCUGUCUGAGAGUCUGAAGCAGCUGCAACUGGACAACUCUACUCUCAGAGAGGAGCUCAGCACUGACAGCCCUGCUGAGGGGAUCAAAGGUUACAGAGAGUGGAGUAAACAGAGGCUAGUGAGAAGACUGUUGGAGUUAGAGAAGAGGUUGGAGGCUGGCAGAAAACAUGCCCCAUCAGCAAAGAGCAGCUGCCAAUCGGAGCAAGGGGUUCAGACCAUGCCUAAGGAGAAUCUGGAUGUUCUAGAGGCGGUUACCGUGGCAACAGAAGAAGUGGUUCCCGUGGGAACGGAGGAUAUGUUGUUUUUGCGAGGUCGUGUUGAUGGAUUGGAGGAAGAGCGGAAGUUGCUUAAGGAGACGCUGGCCAGUAAAGAUGUUGAGCUGUUACGGCUCAAGGGGGUGAUAGAAGAUUUGGAACAAGAGACGGAAAGAUGGAAGGAUGAACAAGUCAAAAAACAUGAAAAAGAGCGCAACGAGCACAGAGAGGAGGCGUUGCGGUUGCGGUUGAGAAUCCAAACUCUGGAAGAGGAGGACCGGGAGCGACCGGCGCCGGGGCCUGCUCCAGAGGACCCCGCUCCUGCCUGCCCCGAGACCCCCGGGACCCCCCAGACCGGGGGCACGGGACCCGAGGAUACAGAGGGUCCGGAGGGGAAGGGGAGGACGGCGCCGGGGAGGGGAAACGCCGAGGAGAGGAGGAGGAGAAGAGCAGAGACCAGGUUAAAGAAGGAGCGGGACAAGGCGGCGAGGACCAUUCAGAGCGGCUGGAGGGAGCACAGAGAUCAAGACGUCGUGAUGCUGCAGUCAACGCUGAGAGGCCAUCUACUGCGACAAGCUCAGCUCAGAGAGCCGUCUCCCACAGACGCCAAGUCGGUCCCCCCUCCCAGCAGAGGUGACCAUGGGGAUGUCUGUGCCGACGGACAGAUGGACGUUGCUGACGUGACGACGAUACAGUCUGUUUUCCGGGGGCACCUGGUUCGCUGUGGGCGGGCAACACAAAGCUCCGUCUCCCCCAUGCCUUCCACUGAGGGCAGCAGUCCAGCCAUCCAGGUGUCAGGAAGACACGGAAGUUUCCCUCCGUUUCCUCCCAGCAAACCAGCUCCAGUGGCGCUCCAUUGUGAAGCCAACCCCCCACGAGGUGCCACGCCCAUCGACUCGGAUGACUCGGAUGACAUUGUCGUGUCCCCGACGCGCCCGCUGAGAUCCAGAGAGAAGAUGCUGUUAUAGACUUCUUUGUGUGUGUGUGUGUGUGUGUAUGUGUGUGGGUGUGGGUGUGUGUGUGCGUGUCUGAUUGGAUUAAAGUUCACACAGCAAUAAGUACGCCUUCAAAAGUUUUCUUUAGAUUCGAAUGAGUUCCAGUGAUUCAUUUACUACUGGUUUAUUUCAGACUGUGGUGAUUCAUCAGUACUUAAGAGACAUGCAGGCAGACGUAGAUGAUCAUAUUAUGAAGCUGCGCUCGCAUGGGAAAGGGGUUUUUCUCUCUCUUGGAAUACUGGGAUCUCCAACUGCAUAACUUCUCAGUGUGACAGUGAUAAUAGGAGGGCAAACUGUAAACAUACACACCUCCAGUUCAGCAAAGCAAGUUUGGAGAUGUACAAACAUGCAGGGCCCAGCAGCACUUUUUAUUUUUUUAUGUUAUGAACUGUCUUAUAUCACUUAUUAAUGCUUUCUUUGCCUGAUUUCUACAAUGCCCUGCAUUUGCAUUGUCCAUCUGAAAAAGUGCCUGAUGUAUGUAACAGCAAACAUGGUUUAUAUAGCUCAAAUCAAAAGCAUACCAGUGCAAAGGUGUGUUUUCUAAAUACAUAUUUCAAAAGCUGAGAUUACCUGAACAUUCUGACUGAUUUAAAGAUUUGGAUUACUUUGUUGAUUCAUUAAAUGCAAGUUAAAACAUGCUACAUUAUGCGCAUCUGACUCUUACUACAUUGCUAUGCAUUGCACAUGUAUAGGCCUAUGGCCUAUAAAUCAAGCUGCUGCAAUCUCAGCCAUGUCUACUGAUAGACUGCAGAGGAAGGCACAGGCUAAUCUGCAAAUAAAAGAACAUUAUUAUGUAAGGAGUCGAGUGAGACAAUGUAAUAAAGUAUUUUAUAUAAUUAAAUAAAAAGGCUGUCCCUUUUAUGCGGUUGUCGCUCAUGAAUGCAAUGAUGUCCCCGUUAUUGACUGUAACGUGCACUACCAUCUUUCCGACAUCAGGGGGAGGCCUUUUUGCGCAAUUUGCGAGAUCUCAGCACAGCUCUGAAACAAAACACUGGGCAGCAGAGCGAGCUGCCGCAAAGGCCACUACUUUUUUUUCCAAGGCGAUUGUCUCACGCUCUAAAUGCAUUAACACGACAGUCGUGGAAGAGCGAAGCCGACGUGUCGGGCGAGAAGCGGAAAAUACAGAGCGAUUGACCGGACUACCAUAACGACAAAUAAACAGACGCGCCGGACUGCGGGUGAAACGAGUUUAACCAUUUAUAUACCGUCGCGUGGUAAAAAAAAAAGAAAAAUCCAGAUAAGGAGGAAUGCGGUCUUCGUGAAA